CACUUACUCCCACGUGAGUUCCACGACAUACAGGUCUGUAUUUUUAUCCUUUCGCAGUCUCUCUGCCAGCCUUCAAAAUAGUUGAAGACAAAAGGCAAAGAAUAGCAUUAGAUUGUACAUAUAUAAUUAUAUGUAUAGGCAUCACUUUCUUGUUUAUGGUCCUCCUUUGCACCACCAUAUAACCAUCAGUACUGCAUCAUCUCCGCUUAGAUCUUCACAUGUGGUGGGGUGACCUAGCUCAAACUGGUAAACUUUCUCUCUGUCUACAUUUUUUUUUUUCUGUAGUUGCACUCUUUAUCAUGUUCAGUUUCUGAACAUAAUUUUUCAAGUUAGAUAAUAACACAGGAGCUCUUGAAAAAGGUUAGACAAAGAAAUGUAUCCUUCUAGCAGCAUAUAUAAUAAUAAACCUUUCGAGUCCUUGUUCAAGAGGCCUUUUCCAUUUGAUCAAAACCCUAGCCCAAAACAAGAUGACCCUUCACUUUCCUUCCAUUUUCCUUCACCAUUUCUUGAUGAAACUGAAUUGUCCUGGAAUCAAAUAUUGUCCCAAAAUCAGCCCAUGGCAGUGCAUAAUUGCAUAGCUCAUGAUUACCAGAUAGAAACCUAUGUUGAUACUACAAACAAGGAAACAACAAAAUGCAGCAAUAUUGAUCUCUCCAGAUUGAAUGAAAAAUCAGUUGAAUCAACUCCAAAUAAGUCAAUUACACCAUUGAGGAAGAGAAACCUCGGUCCAACGCUGCUAAAGAGAACCGGGAAGAAGGAUAGGCACAGUAAGAUUUGUACAGCACAGGGAGUGAGAGACCGGAGAAUGAGAUUAUCGAUUCAAGUUGCGCGGAAAUUUUUUGAUCUUCAAGACUUGUUAGGCUAUGAUAAAGCAAGCAAAACCAUUGAAUGGCUUUUCACAAAAUCGAAGAAGGCGAUUAAGGAGCUGAGCAAGAACAAUCCAAAAGUAAGGACCAGUUCUACCAUCGAUGAUUUAAAUGGGGAAACCUUUGUGUCUGAACGUGACACUGUAUCAGUAAUAGAGGGGAAUUCAAUCAGUGCACACAAAGGAGUUGCAAGAAAAUGUGCAAGUAUAGAAAGAAAGAAAAAUGACAAGAAAUUGCGAAACUCUGUGUAUAAACCUAAUACGAAGGAGUCCCGGGACAAGGCAAGAGCAAGGGCAAGGGAUAGGACAAGAGAAAAAAUGAUGAUCAAAGGCCUGGAAGAUUCGACGCAGUGGUUUGAAUCAAACCCUGAUGAUUUUCAACAAUUAGGGCCUUCCAGUAGUUCCUUUGAAGCUGAAGAAGAAUCAAGUUCUCAUAAUCAGAAGCAAGGUGCUCAUACUAACUCACUGGAAAAUCGAUUAUCUGAUGUGGGAAUAAUUGAGAAAUUCCAAGGAGAUUCAAGCUCAAAUUCUUGGCAUGUCUCUGAUUAUUCCAAUAACAAUUUCAUGGGAUUUCUUGGAAAUUGGGACAUGAAUAAUGAUAGAAUCAACUCAGAAAUGACAAACAUUGUUUCAUUUGCAGGUAACCCCAAUUCUGUUUAUCUAGCCACCUCUGAUUUUCCAUUCCAGCAAUAAGUACAUGUUAGGAGAUCAUCCUGCAUGUGUAAAAGAUUUGGUUAUUCCAUAUAUUGCGUGUUUAAUUCUUUGGAACUAAUGAACCUAGAAAUUUCCAAAUCUUAUUGUCUGAUGUAUCUUUCUGUAUCACUACAAACUUUCUUUGAUAGUUUAUAGAAUUUUUAUUUAUUUUUGA
Olea europaea var. sylvestris is the source of this 1733-nucleotide messenger RNA. Its product is annotated as transcription factor CYCLOIDEA-like. The transcript has a single exon. Bases 374 to 1558 code for a protein of 394 amino acids. Gene Ontology annotation, molecular function: DNA-binding transcription factor activity; sequence-specific DNA binding. Gene Ontology annotation, biological process: regulation of secondary shoot formation. The record is from RefSeq and is a predicted model, not a curated record. Gene Ontology annotation, cellular component: nucleus. NCBI's taxonomy places the organism in Eukaryota, Viridiplantae, Streptophyta, Magnoliopsida, Lamiales, Oleaceae.